Scylla paramamosain (green mud crab) is the source of this 3008-nucleotide messenger RNA. RefSeq names its product alpha-amylase-like. Gene Ontology annotation, molecular function: alpha-amylase activity; cation binding. Gene Ontology annotation, biological process: carbohydrate metabolic process. Lineage: Eukaryota; Metazoa; Arthropoda; Malacostraca; Decapoda; Portunidae. The transcript is spliced from 14 exons. The record is from RefSeq and is a predicted model, not a curated record. Bases 14 to 2131 code for a protein of 705 amino acids.
AUCAGAAUUCAUCAUGCAGGUGUUGGUGGCGGUAGCGGCGGCGGUGGUGGUGGUGGCGGUCGGUGUGCAGGGUUACGACACUCCCCACUGCGACGGACGCCAGACUAUAGUGCAUCUGUUUGAGUGGAAGUGGACGGACAUUGCUGCGGAGUGUGAGAGGUUCCUGGGUCCUAAUGGAUUCUGCGCUGUUCAGGUGUCUCCGCCCAAUGAACACGUGGUGGUGGGCGAGAGUGGGUUCCCGUGGUGGCAGAGGUACCAGCCGGUGUCCUACAAGCUGGAAUCCCGCUCAGGAAAUAGAGAGGAGUUUAUUGACAUGACGCAGAGAUGUAACGCUGUGGGUGUGAGGAUCAUUGUGGACGCCGUCGUGAACCACAUGUCGGGGCUGGGAAGGGCGGGGCAGGGAUCAGGCGGCUCUUCCUUCAAUGCUGACAAUCUGGACUUCCCCGGCGUGCCUUACUCCAGCGCUGACUUCACUCCGAGAGAUCUUUGCCCUUCCUCUAACGGGCAGAUUAACGACUAUAGCAACGUGAACGAGGUGCGCAAUUGUUACCUGGUUGGACUGACAGACCUGUAUGGAGGAAAGGACUACGUGAGGCAAAUGGUCUCUAACUACUUUAACGACCUAAUUGACAUUGGCGUGAUGGGAUUCCGAGUUGAUGCAGCGAAACACAUGUGGCCUGGGGACCUCGAGGCCAUUGAGGGACUGACCCACGACCUGAGCACCGCGGCAGGCUUCCCUAGCGGCGCGCGGCCCUUCUUCUUCCACGAGGUGAUAGACCAGGGAGGCGAACCCAUCACUGUCAAUGAGUACUUCGGCGUGGGACGCACCACGGAGUUCAGAUUUUGCAAGAAGGUGGCGUGGGGCAUCAACGCCUUUGACCAGCUGGGCGGCGUGUAUGACCCUGGCUGGGGGAUGGCGCCCCCUGAAAAGGCUGUGGUGUUUGUGGACAAUCACGAUAACCAAAGAGGCCACGGCGGUGCUGGAGACGUGUUGACCCAUAAGACGCCGAAGGAGUACAACAUGGGCGUCUCCUUCACCCUCGCCCAUUCCUACGGGUUCGCGCGGAUCAUGAGCAGCUACUACUUCGACAACACAGAUCAGGGACCUCCGGGGAGCAACAACGGGGGCGGCACUGACUCGGUUCCCAUUAACAGUGACGGCAGCUGCGGCGGUGGAUGGGUUUGCGAGCACCGGUGGAACGCUAUUACGAAGAUGGUGAGGUUCCGUAACGCCGUGGCAGGGACGGAGAUGGGCAACUGGUACCAGGAAGGCGAUAACGUGGCGUUCUCCAGGGGCGACAAGGGCUUCUUUGCCAUGUCCAAGUGGGGGGCGUUCGACAAGACCCUGCAGACUGGCAUGCCCGCGGGGACGUACUGUGAGCUGAUCAGCGGCUGCGCCAAUAAGGUGACAGUGAACGGUGACGGCACUGCACACGUCACCAUUAGCAACAGUGAGGAGCCCAUGUUUGCCAUCUGCGUGGGUUGUGACGCUGACGGACCCACUGUGGAGCCUGGCCACACCACCACGCAGGGCCCCACCAAGCCCCCAGUGACGGGCCAGGCAAGGACUGUUAUCUUCGUGCACAAACAGACCAGCGUGGGACAAGACCUGUUCCUCAGAGGCGGCAUUGACUCUGCCCAUAGACCAGGCUGCACGGACAACGCAGAGUCAGACGCAUGCGCAAUUGACAUCACAACAAACAGCUUGGGGACCGGAGACCACUACAGCAAAUACGAUGCGUGGCGAGUUGGUGACACGAAGCUGGACUGGUAUGGAGCACAGCAAGGCCAGGGGACUUACCAGGGCCAGGCUGCCUCAGGGACCCCCAUGGCCUGGACCACAAACAAACCAGGGGCCAACGGGUACCAAGAGUUAAACAUGUACGGGGAACAUUACUGGAUGGCUGACGUAAUGAUGAACUGUGAUGAGACCGAGACAGGCUGGUUUGAUGUCAAGGCCUACCUCACCAACGGCGUAGGCUGGGAAGGUGACGUAAACCAGGUGUCCUCGUGCACAGGUGACGCGGGGGGCAGCAAGCCUUACAACAGCGGGAAUCACAUGGGGAGGUGCGGAUACAUCAAUGUGUUUGAAUUUUCCGCUAAUUCUUGCAUCAUUAAGUCCUUCCCAUAGGCCGCCAUGAUGUGUUCAUUAAGAAAGGAAUGAAGGGGCGUGACAGUCAGAUAGAAAAUUUGUGAAGUUGUGUUGGAAAAUAGAAUGUUAGGAAUUUUAUUGUAGAUUUGUCCCGUGUUCAUGCUAUAUAAAAGUAAAUGGAGAAAUAAGUAAAUAAAUAAAUGAGUAUAAGUAAGAAAAUGUGGUUGAUUAAAUUUUGUUUUUUUUCGUUUUUUUUUCGAUUUUUUUGUUGUUUUUUGUAAUGUUUGUUUGUUUGUUUGUUUGUUUGUUUGUUUGUUGUUCUUGUUGUUGUUGUUCUUGUUGUUGUUGUUGUUGUUGUUUUGUUCUUGUCCUCGUUGUUGUUGUAGUUGUUGUUGUUGUUGUUGUUGUUGUCGUUGUUGUUGUCCUUCUUUCCUUAGUGAAUGUUGAUGUUAUUGGGCAAUCUUUUUCUUAUUACUUCAUCUUGUUCUUCUUUUUUGUUCUUUUUUGUUCAUUUCUACAUAUUUUUUUCUUUUCUUGCCUUGUUUUCAUUGUUCUUACUCUUCCUUUUCUUUCUUCUUCCUAAGUCUAAAAUCUUUUCUUAGUCUUUUUUUUUUUACUUUCCUCCUCCUCCCCUUCCUCCUCCUACUCUUCCUUUCUUCUUCUUCCUAUAAUUUAAUAGUUUUUUUUUUCUCUUUUCUUCUUCCUCAGACAAAAAAUUUUCUUACUGUUCCUCCUCCUCCUCCUCUUCCUCCCCAUUUCUUCUUCUUCCUAUAAUUUCAUCCAAUUUUUUCUCUUUUCUUCUUCCUCAGACUAAAAAUUUUCUUACUGUUCCUCCUCCUCCUCCUCCUCCUCCUCCUCCUCUUCUUCUUCUUUAUGACAGUGAAUUUGAGUAAUAAAAGACGAAAUGUUCUGAAAA